Messenger RNA from Physeter macrocephalus (sperm whale), 601 nucleotides. RefSeq names its product dehydrogenase/reductase SDR family member 12-like. The annotation marks the transcript as partial. The record is from RefSeq and is a predicted model, not a curated record. The transcript is spliced from 3 exons. NCBI's taxonomy places the organism in Eukaryota, Metazoa, Chordata, Mammalia, Artiodactyla, Physeteridae.
UUUUUAUGUAACUGGGAUGAUGUAACCGCUGGCUGGCCCGGGGUGUUGGGCGGGGCGGGGCGGGGCGGGGGCACCGGGAGCGCGGGCCCGCGAGACUCUGCGUGCGGCGCCCGCCCAACCAUGCUCCUCUACCGCAGCGCCGCGUGGUUCGCCAAAGGCCUGCGCGAAUACACCAAGAGUGGCUAUGAAUCUGCAUCCAAGGACUUCAUCCCUGAUGACUUGGAGGUCCAAGUCCCUGGAAGAGCCUUCAUGGUCACCGGGGGGAACAGCGGCAUUGGAAAAGCAACUGCCUUCGAGAUCGCCAAGCGAGGUGGCACAGUUCACCUGGUUUGUCGAGAUCAAACCCGAGCGGAAGGUGCCCGAGGUGAGAUCAUCAGGGAGAGCGGGAACCAGGUGAGCUGCUCUGUGCCCCUCCUGCUGGGGGGGUUCCUGCCUGCGGGGUCCGCAGUGCAGGGGGCUGGACUUCUGGCCACGCUUCCCGAGUUGGCAGUGGCCUGUUUGUGCUUCCGCUUGGGAGGCAGCCUCAGCCAACAGAGCUGGAGCUGCGCUUUUCUUUUUUCUUUCUUUUUUUUUUUUUUUAAUAAUGUGUUACAGGACAGAG